This is a messenger RNA of Entelurus aequoreus (snake pipefish), 3067 nucleotides long. Its product is annotated as zinc finger MYM-type protein 1-like. The record is from RefSeq and is a predicted model, not a curated record. Gene Ontology annotation, molecular function: protein dimerization activity. The coding region runs from base 159 to 2003 and encodes 614 amino acids. The transcript has 6 exons. Lineage: Eukaryota; Metazoa; Chordata; Actinopteri; Syngnathiformes; Syngnathidae.
UGAUGAAGCAAUAAAUAGAACCGCAACUUCAUCAACACCCUCUCUUCCUUGCUCUCGCUGAAGCACCACUGACGUCCUCUCCUCAAUGGUAGAGGACUUACUUUCUUUGGUCUUGGGCCUUAUAACGCGAGGUUUGGUACACAGGUGACGGGCCGAAGAUGCAUCCUGCUCAUCAAAACGGAGUAGAUUUAAAGUUUAAAUCUACUCCGUUUGGCCGCGUGCCUAUCAAUGAGUUGAUAGAUGAGGGAGCUCGUUUACACAGAGCAAACUACAAUAUCCAAGUGAGAAGAAACAGAGAUGCAUUAAUGUGUCUCAUUGAUGCAACGUGUUAUCUUGGAAUGCAAGAACAGGCUUUUAGAGGGCAUGACGAGACUGAGCAGUCUGCUAAUAAGGGAAACUACAAGGAGUUAGUGGCCCUGAUAGCGCGCUAUGAUGCCUUAUUAGUGGAGCAUAUUGCAAAAGCUACUGUGUUCUCUGGCCUAUCUAAAACCAUCCAGAAUGAUUUGAUUGCAGCUAUUGCAGCGACAAUUAAAGAUGAGGUGAAGAAAGAGAUGGAUGCAGCUCCCUUUUACGGAUGGCAAGUUGAUGAAACGACAGACGUUAGCUGCCAUGCCCAGCUGUCUGUUAUUGUGCGUUAUGUUGAUGAAACUGGCACAAUCCAGGAGCGCUUUUUGGGCUUUUUUGAUGUUUCCAGUGGACGAGAUGCCCAGUCCAUUUUUGAAAUGAUGGAGUCAGAGAUGUCCAAUUUCGACUUUGCGGAGAAGCUCAUAGCACAAACGUAUGAUGGUGCAGCAGUCAUGGCCUCAGAACUUAAUGGGCUACAAGCCAAGGUGCGAGCAGUUGCCCCCAGUGCCAUAUUUGUGCAUUGCUACGCACAUCGCCUCAAUCUCAUCCUCUGCCAAGGAUUGAAAAACAUCCCCAAGGCCAAGGUGUUCUUCGCCACUCUUGGUGGGUUCACAUCCUUCUUCAGCAAGUCGACCAAACGAAUGAUGAUGUUGGAAGAAACCAGGUGUUCCAGAAUGCCCAAAAGUGCACCCACACGCUGGAACUUCACCUCUCGUCUCGUCAAUACUGUGGCUGAAAACAGAGACCGCCUGAUGGAGACAUUCACUAACAUCAUAAAUCACCCCUCUAUGGAUGAUGAGUCUAUAAGGAUGGCAGAUGGAUUCAAUGCAAAGUUAGAAGACUUUGAAUUCAUGUUUUUGCUUUUUACAUUUGAGCAGAUUUUUGCACACACAGAUGUUGUGUUUGAUAUUUUGCAGAAGAAAGCAAUGGAUAUUUCCUUCUGUAAAAACAGAGUUAAUAGGCUCCUACAAACAAUAGAGGAGCUGAGGUCAGAGCAGGUAUUUGAUAGGAUUUUCAGUAAAACAACAGAUGUGACAGAGGACCCGGCACAUCACAGCAAAAGACGCAGACAAGGUAACGAGGACCCAAGAGAAGUUUACAAGCGACUUUACGACUCCAUCCAUGUAAGCGUUAAAAAUCAGAUUGAGCAGAGGUUUCAAAAUCUUGAAUGUAUGAGGUUUAUGGAGCUUCUAGAUUUUGACCUAUAUGACUCCUACAAAAAAGAGUUUCCACAGGCAGCAUUCACAAGUCUGAAAGAUAACUAUGGUCAUUUAUUCGAUAUGGUAAAACUGAAGUCAGAACUGCAGGUGUUUUACAAUAACAAGGACCUCCAGGGCAGCGCUAGGUUGUGUGAUUCACUGUGCGCAAUGAAAACCAAUGAACUGAGCGAAGCAAUGCCUGAACUGUACAGACUAAUGUGUCUCGUUGCCUCUAUCGGGGCUACGUCUGCCGGGGUGGAGAGAAGUUUCUCUUGUCUGAAAAGACUGAAAACGUAUGCAAGGAACACAAUCGGACAAGAUCGACUGAGGAGCUUGGCUAUCAUCGCACUUGAAAGAAGGAUUCUAAAAUCUCUUAGAGAGAAUCCACAGUGGUAUGAAAAGACCAUAGACAUCUUUGCAGCACAAACAAACAGGAGAAUGGACUUUACUUUUAAGUAGGCCUAAAUUAUUUUUCUAGGCCUAGGCUAUAUUUCAUUUUCUUUUGUACUUUUUUUUUUAAUUGUUGAAGGGAAACAAAAAGCAGAGACAAGACCGUUUUUGCAAUCAACGUUACAGUUUUUUUUAAAUCUGGGGAUGGAUGGCUGAGUUGGACACGUUCUGGAUCCACACGACCUAUGAAGCCAGCUGCAACCCGUAGAGUGGAGUCGUGGAGAGAGCCCCUCGCCCCUCAGCUAAACCAGAGUAAAUGAAGCCAGCACCAACCUGUGGAGUGGAGUCCAGGAGAGAGCAUGCCGCCCCUCAGCUAAACCAGAUUAGAUGAAGCCAGCUGCAACCCGUAGAGUGGAGUUGUGGAGAGAGCCCCUCGCCCCUCAGCUAAACCAGAGGUUUAAAUUUUAAACCAAGUACAAAGUGUUUUGUUGUAUACAAAAUAUCCAUGUAACUAAACUUUAAUGUCCAUGCCUGUUGUAGUCAGCAGAUGGCAGCAUCAUUUAAUGAAUGACAGGAGCGUAAAUCCUGUUGCCCAGCUUUUUUCUUUUUUUUUACAUUUUCUAUCGCAGUCUUUAUAGGGGAAAAUACCUAGUUUUUCAAUUAUAUAAUUCCUUGAGUUCUAAAUUGAGAAGUUGUCACUGAGAACAUACAAUUUUAAAUUACAGUAUUUCAUUGUUCUUAGUGGUAAAGUAACAUGUACUUCAGUUCUUACUAUUCUGUGCAAAUAUAAUAAACAUCUGAUUGUUGAAACCUGUGUGAUUGAUAUUUUAAAAAUGUAAUUCCCAAUAGCUUCCAUGUACAGUAUGUAGAGACAAUUCUUAACCUUGUGCCAAUAAAACAUGCAUAACUGAUGCUUUGGUUUAAAUGAGAAAAAAUCAUCCUUUGUGCAGUGAGGCAUGUUUGAGUUGGUCUCAAAACCUUGGAAGUGAGUUGAUCUGACAUUCAAGUUAAAUAACCGGCAACUGCAAUAUGCUACAUCAUCGACAGUAUGGUGUUGAAUGGUUUUGUCGAGCACCAGCCCUAAAAUAAAAUACAAACAGCUGGUUUUAUAGCAAAGUGGUUACUUCCUUCAG